UGUAUCUGGAAAAAAAUAUCACCAAAGAUAGAUGUGUGGAAAUAUUUAACCAUGCUAAAGUCCUCAACUCACAAAAAUUGUCUAGUUUAUCGUUUGAGAUGAUGCGAAAGGAGUUUAAUUUCAUUAGGCGCACAGAAGAUUUUCUGUCUCUGGAUGAAUGUGAUGUGAAACAACUGGUGGCAUGUGAGGAUUUGUCCAUCGACUCGGAAGACGAGGUUCUUGAAGCACUGCAGAGUUGGUGCUUGGUGGACUCUGAGAAAGACUGUCGACUGCAAGCACUCAGCAACUUGUUGCUCUCCGCAAGAACAUGUCUGGCCAGAAGUUCAUGCCUUCAAAAUCUACUGGACUUUGAUGUGAUUCGGGGUAACAAGGAAGUAACCAGAACUUUCCAGGAGGCUUUAAACUAUCACACACUUCCAGGUAGCCGCCAUGAUUACCUUCCGCCACAAGCCGUGCACAGAGAGAAAAGCAAACAUCAGAAUGUACUGGUCGUCUUCAACCUUGGCUCUAAUGAACAAAUUGGAGAAGUAAAAGGAAACCUUCCAACUCAAGCUGGGAAUGGAAUGGAGAUAGUCAGGAUGACUAAUGCAGAGUUUAACACAGUAAGCAGCACAGUUGCUUUUGGGGAUUUUCUGUUUGGCCUGUACACAAACCUCACAACCUUUAAGUAUGACUUGAGAACGGGCUCGUUUUGCUCAGUACCAUCACUUGUCAAACCAGGGGCUAAUUACAAAUUGGUCUCGCAUGGUUUGUAUAUCUACGCCAUUGGGGGCAAUGGGUACGACAAUAUCGAACGAUUCCCUGCUCAAGAGGACAUUGUCAGUCCCGGAUCGGCAAAGUGGGAGCAAAUCGGCAACUUGGUGCAACCAGUGAAGAACACAGCGGUGAUGGUGGUCAACAACAGCAUCGUCGUUUUUGGUAAUGACCUGACUCCAGAGCAGCGCAUUGUGGUGCAGCGCUUCAAUCUUUUGACCAGGCGCUGUAAUCAGUUUCGGGACGAGAUGCCUGGCCUCGCCGAGUCGGCUGUAUGUCUGAGAGAUAGAGACAACCACUUCCUGUUACAACAGGAUGGCUCUCUAUGGCGUCUUGUGGCAUGCAGUGACUCGAAUCUGCAGAUGGUGUCUGAAGGCUCGCUCUGGGAGGACAACAUAGUGCUGCGUGGUGCCAUUGUCUGCAAAGGGGAGCUCAUCGUGCUCGGCAAGCUGAAAGAUCCAGACGCGGCAGCGGUGAAACAGUGGAAAUUGAAGGAGAACUUCUUUUUCUCAAAAGUUUGUGUCUUAAAUCUUGCCGGAAGUGGCAUGAUAAACACUGUUGUGCCAAAAGGAAUGCGCUCUCAAAUUACGCAAUGCAUUAUUACGCUGUGAAGGAAUUGAACGUAGGCUAUGAUAAAAAACAUGACAUUGACAACACACUGUCUUAUUGUGAGUGUCAUGUUCGUUUCUGUGUCUGGAUGCCUACAUGCAGCCCUACUCCCUAUAUACUCUGUCUUUGCUAGUCUUUUUUUGUGUGUGUGGCAAACGUAUGUGUCUUUUUUUUUUAACUCCAAAAUGUGGUCAUAUAACCCCUUUGUGGCCUGUAUUUCGUCAUAUUUUCUUACACAGCGAGCGAGUUAAGAUGCUGCUGUGACAUACGGUGUUCGUCAUGUCUUGCGAAGCGCGAGGACCGUGAUGACGUCUUAAGUUGUAUUCUGCAUACUGUUUCUAUUAUAAGACGCAAUUUGUAAAACUAAUCACAGAUUCACAUUCAGGAAUAUUUUUUUCUGUACUAAAAAAUCUUUUCCUUUUAGACAUAGACAUCUAGUAGUAUUUGCAAACGGCGUCUACGUAUAGGAAACUGACACACUAAAUCUAGCGCUACUCUGUGUGCCGGGGAAGUCUCUACGCUCUCUAACGUUAGAGAAUGUAUACAAACCUGUCUACGUUUUUUAAAGAAUCAAAAUUAAUAGUAACAUGCCUGAAUUUGAACUUCCGGUUGAGGCUGGGCUACUUUUCUAUCGCUCUUCUUUUUUUUCAAUUUGGUUUGCAUCCCGUUUUGUCGUUAGAUCUACAUAAUAUAGGUCUGCCAGGUCACUCACUGGGUUAUAAUGGGUUAUUUCUGUUUCCCAGUUGGUUCGGGACUGAGGGGUACAAGCGACUGAGGGUUUGAUUUAAAUGUCUCUUGAAAUCAAAGCUGCCUGGAGGGUCAUAUACUAGAUCUAUCGUAGACCUCUGCCUGGUGCUGAUGUGACUGACCUGACCUUGGCUCAAGUGAUUUGAUUUCAGACAGUGAUGUCACAUAACACACCAAAUCAGCAAUGUUUUUCCACACAUUUGGAUUUGAUAUCAUUUAUGGUUUCUCACUCUCUCAUGUUGUAUCUCAUACCUUAGCUUUGAGGUGGGAAUACGAAAUCGCAGGUAAACUGUAAACUAAAUACUAAUGAUAGAAGGCCUGAUCUUCAGUGACUUAAAAUUAUAAGUUAUAUUCAAUUAGUUUAGGAGGAGGAGGGGGGGGGGUGUAGGGUCAGAGUGCAUCUUCCUUGUGUGAAAAGUGUA
Aplysia californica (California sea hare) is the source of this 2531-nucleotide messenger RNA. RefSeq lists its product as uncharacterized. Gene Ontology annotation, molecular function: protein binding. Lineage: Eukaryota; Metazoa; Mollusca; Gastropoda; Aplysiida; Aplysiidae. The transcript is spliced from 3 exons. The coding region runs from base 99 to 1364 and encodes 421 amino acids. The record is from RefSeq and is a predicted model, not a curated record.